UCCGUUGACCCGCGUCCCGCAGCUCCAGCUCCGACGCGUCUUGCGUCUUUCUGUUUCUUGCUUACCCUACUCCUGACCUUUUCUCGCGUCUUCGUUACGUCGCUCCCACUCCUUCUCUCUUUUUGUUAUUGUGGUGCACCACAACUCUGCACCGGUGGCUCAUUACUGCUCCAAUGCGUGGGCGUCUCUCAACGACACACAUGUUCUGACCGAGCCGUCCUGCAGGGGAGGUACUGUAGCCGUGUCUGCGCUACCACGCAAAGCGGCAGCGCUAAGGGGCAUCACUGCCAUGUCCACUCGUUUUGCACUACACCACAGCCACCAUGCCCGACCUGCCGGCACCGACCUCGCCAGGGGCCGUGCUUGACCUCCGGCAAAGUCAAGGUGCAUAUUCAAGGAGGGCGAGGCCCCCGGAUCCGCAUACCGAGACUGCCGAGGCAGUGAGGGUGCCCUUGAAGGUUGAAUUCGGAGACAAGACACGUCGAAGGGAGUCCAGAUUGGGGUUGAGGAACAUCUUUGGCCGGGGCAAAGGAGGGUCUGAGGGGGAUAGGGGUGCGGGUUUACCGCGUGAGGCCCUCUCCAAGGCGGGAGGCAUACGGGCCUCGCUGGCCGAGAUCAACUGGCCUUAUGGACUGCAUCAGGGCCAGGGACAUCGAUCAGAAGUCUCCCUCUCAUCCUUCUCCAAGCCAUUGCCAGCUGGUCAGGGCUUAAAGCACAAAAAAUCUGAAAGUAUCGUCCGCCAACAGCCAGAUCAUGAAGGCAUCGCCGCUUGGAGCCCGCCUCCGCUGUUCCAAGCUUACCCGCAGGCAAUCAAGCACGCGCAUCUCCCGGCAUGUACCAUCUCCGCCGAGGUUGUCCUCCGCAUGCACCACCACAAAAGCAGCGGCUCACUUGUCGGGAUGUUGAGUCCAAGCACCCCGGAUAUACCAGAGGAAACGACGGGCGAGAGGCCCAAAAGGAGACACCGGAGAAACGGGUCUGGGUCUUCGUCCAGAUUCGAGUGGACAACAAAGGUCUACAUACUGGUCACGUCGGGAUAUCUGCUGCAGUAUGCAGGCGAAGGUUCUUUCGAUCGCCUUCCGGAGAGCGUCUUGCAGCUGGGCAAAGAAUCAGCGGCCUUCGCGAGUGACGCUAUCCCGGGUCGUCAUUGGGUUCUUCAAGUGUCCUCGGUCGCAGAACCCGAUCGUGCCUUUGCUUCGCACUCUUCACUCCGCGCGCGGCUGCCCUUCCGUGGCACGGACAAGAGGCAUUCCUCGACCUUCUUGAUGGUGUACGAGAGCGCUGAGGAAAUGGAUAGCUGGAUUGCCGUACUGCGGCGAGAAAUCGAGAAACUCGGAGGUCGGAAGGUCCUGUCGGAAACAGGAAAACCCAAGGCGAGUGUCCAGGAUGCGCAAUCGAGGAGCCAAGGAAGCCAAAGGGCAUUCGUCGUCAGGGACCCCGACCGAUUCUCCCGGGUCAUCGCGCCAGAUUGGAACCAGAGUCUACCGAUACAACAUCCGGACGCACCAGAAGACCCGGCCCUCGACCAGUCUUUUGAUGACACCUCUACAGCCAGCUUCAUCUCGCACGAAGGGAGACAGCUUGACGCUCUGAGAGACAGCAUGAACCGUCUAUCAUUGCAUUCGUCAGGCCAGCGGACGGUGGUCACGUCCGUCGGCUCAUCGCCAGCCUGUUCUCCGGUCCGAGAUACUUUUGGCGAGUUAGACUCCAUGCCGGAGCAUCCUUAUUUGGAGGAACAUCCCCAGCCCAGACUGAGGCCGAAUGCCAUGGCAAUCAUCGAUCGAAGGCAGUCCCUCCAGGCCAUCAAUCACGUCUUAGAGAUGCGCGUUGCUUCAGCGCAGUCUCUCCGCCCUCUGUCGAUGUACUCGAAUUCUGGACAACCUGAAGCGGCCCCAUCCCUCGUGGUUGUGCAACAAUCCAUGCCAAACUUCAGCGUGCCUCAAAACGCAGGGAAGCGGUUUUCCUUUACUAGAAGCCCGCCAGGUGUACCGCCGCCUCAGAUAACGACGGCAUCGCCUCUCCCGGUGCGAACGAGCACCCGGAGACCGCCACCGUCGGCUUUGUCCAUUAACCCACGCCCCUUGUCACUAGUCGAGGAUCAACCAUCUCCCGCAUUUUCCUCUCUAAGUCGAGCUGGAUCGGCAACGGGCGGUACUGGGAGCCCUCUCUCGGCCUCUCCAACGACACCGCCUAUAUCCUCGCCGCCGCCGCAGCGAGUUGGGGAUCAGGCGACAGAGCGGCAGACUCGAGAAGAAGCUCUUCGCGACUCGGGGAUCUCGACACAGGACAACACUCCGGGAACCGAUCGAGCCUUGGAUCCCAGGCCCUCGAGUGAACCGCAAGACAGUGCCUCGAAAGUCCACAAGCCACUCUCGCCGUCCAACGUCGCGUCGCUUGAUGCCCGCAAUAUACCUCGGUCUCGCACGUCACUCGGCACGUACGGCGAGUUUUUGCCGGAAGCCCAGGCGGGCAUAACGCCAGUGAUACGAGUUCGUAGGUCGAGCUUCAGCUCGCCCCAGCAAGUGGAACGGACCAGUCGAGCUCUCUCGCCUCCACCUUCCAUCCGCAACGAUCAUGGCCAGCGACCUCGUGCACCGUCCUUGAAGUUGAUACCAAAGUCGCCGCAGCAUCUCCGGCUCGAUUUGCGCUCGCAGGCUCAGUCGCUUGUGCAACGGCGGAGCAUGUCACAGCUGGCUGAGGGUCCUCCGCCUGCCCCGCCGCCGAAUCGGGCUCUUCCCCCCAUUCCGCAAAAAUCCAGGGUGGAUGUUCCGCCACCGGGAUUCAUAUGAUUGCCCCUGAUCGAGGGCGGCUUCACAGUCAAGGGGGCCCGAUUGGCAGUCGAGCAUUUAUUGCUUCAACGAAAAACGAUCCUUAAUAAACAUCUCUUUGGAAGAGAAGGUGCGGGGUACGCAGAGGUUGGAUAUGUUCCGCCCCAUGCUUACAGGGUGGUUUGUGA
Molecule: messenger RNA, 2956 nt
Organism: Parathielavia appendiculata
Lineage: Eukaryota; Fungi; Ascomycota; Sordariomycetes; Sordariales; Chaetomiaceae
Exons: 1
Coding region: 324-2789 (821 amino acids)
Source: RefSeq, a predicted model, not a curated record